Molecule: messenger RNA, 1671 nt
Organism: Gloeophyllum trabeum ATCC 11539
Lineage: Eukaryota; Fungi; Basidiomycota; Agaricomycetes; Gloeophyllales; Gloeophyllaceae
Product: Aldo/keto reductase
Exons: 8
Coding region: 22-948 (308 amino acids)
Cellular component (GO): cytosol
Molecular function (GO): aldose reductase (NADPH) activity
Source: RefSeq, a predicted model, not a curated record
ACAAUCUCUUUUCUCAUCGAUAUGGCGUGCCCCACCUUCAAGCUCAAUAACGGCGUCGACAUACCUUCCAUUGGUCUCGGAACUUGGCAGUCGAAGCCAGGUGAAGUGACAAAGGCUGUGGAAUAUGCGCUGAAGGAAGCCGGAUAUAGGCAUAUCGACUGCGCUUGGGCGUAUGGUAACGAGAAGGAAGUCGGUGCAGGGAUCCGUGCGUCUGGAGUGCCCAGGUCUGAGAUUUUUAUCACGAGCAAGUUAUGGGGCACGUACCACCGUAAAGUCGAACAAUGUCUCGACGAGACUCUGGCUAACUUGGGAACUGACUAUCUCGACCUGUAUCUGAUCCACUGGCCCGUCCCGCUGAACCCGAAUGGCAACGACCCCGUCUUCCCUAAGCUGCCCGACGGCACGCGCGACAUCGACUGGGAGUGGAAGAUCUCGGACACCUGGAAGCAGAUGGAGGCCGUGUACAAGAAGGGCAAAGUCAAGGCCAUCGGCGUGUCCAACUUCUCCGAGAAGAAGCUCGAGGAGAUCCUGCCCACGGCCGAGAUCGUACCUGCCGUUAAUCAGCUCGAGAUCCACUUGUGGAACCCGCAGCACAAGCUCAUGGACUAUCUGAAGAGCAAGGGGAUCCUGCCGCAGGCAUAUUCGCCGCUCGGCUCGACGAACUCGCCGUUGUUGCAGGACGAGACUGCCACCGAGUACGCGCAGAAGUAUGGCUUGCAGACCGCGGAUAUCCUCCUGGGCUACCUGAUUGCGAAGGGGAUCGUGGCGCUUCCCAAGUCCGUCACGCCAGCGCGUAUCAAGUCAAACUUUGACGGUGCAGUGCGGGCAGCGUCCAAGCUGACGAAGGAGGACAUUGCGAAGCUCGACGCGGUCGCUCCUGGAGGGAAGCAGAAGAGGUUCAUCGCACCUCCGUGGGUCAUCGACCUUGGCUUCGACAACUGGCCGUAAGUGGGAAACGAAGAAGCUGUAUCAUUAUUUUGUAUGAAUAAAAGGAUCUAUACUCUAGUGUGCACAAGAGAAAGAGUAGGCUCUAAGCUAGCUAUAUGGAUGAGACAGGGGACAGUGACACGAUCCAUGUAUCUUCUACUUCUAUGUGGAGUGCGGGAUCUAAGAGAGAAGGUUAUGCCCGACCAGCAAGUUCUCUAGGUAAGAUGAGCACAGACAGAAAGAUUAGAUUGAGUACAAGACAACGAAUCCGGACGUAUACUGGGCGUAGCAUAUGGAAGCAAGUAGGCGAUAGAAUACGAGAGCUUAAAGAAGACGACGCGAAUACUUCUCGAUUAUAUAUCUACCAGUCAAGCUCCGCAGGGAAGAACUUCGCAAUCAGCUGCUCGUAGUAUGGUCGCAGCUUCGCAGGGUCAACCCGCUCGUCGCUCUUGCUGUAUAGAUCAUACGGGUUGAAGGCCUUGACAGCCUCCAGGUGCUUCAGGUCCUUCUCGUUCAUCAGGUGUUGGUAGGCGCCCUCACGGUGCCACGGGUAGAAACUGUGGUAUCUGAUCAUCGCCAGCGCUUCUUCCGGAAGAGUGCUCUGGUCCUUCAGAACGUGGUAUAGAUACUCAUCGUGCCCCCAAGAGAGCAUGACAUUCUCGAGGCCGCAGUGCGGCUGGUAGAUUCCAUACUCCGAGCUGUACACCGGGUCCACAGAGUCCGGGUUCGCGGCGAAGGUGUCGG